Nymphaea colorata (pocket water lily) is the source of this 1287-nucleotide messenger RNA. RefSeq lists its product as uncharacterized. Lineage: Eukaryota; Viridiplantae; Streptophyta; Magnoliopsida; Nymphaeales; Nymphaeaceae. The record is from RefSeq and is a predicted model, not a curated record. The transcript has a single exon. The coding region runs from base 1 to 1287 and encodes 428 amino acids.
AUGAUUGCAGUCGCAGCCAAGAAGAACUGGUUCAUUCAUCAAAUGAAUGUUUACAACGCGUUCUUAAAUGGAAGUAUGGAGGAAGAGAUUUAUAUGGCACUCCCACCUGGCUAUGAAGAAUGUGAUAACAAGAUGGUCUGCAAAUUAAAUAAGUCCAUCUAUGGACUGAAGCAGUCACCUCGUUGUUGGUUUGUGAAACUUUCUGAUGCAAUUGUGUCCUAUGGUUUCAACCAGUCCAGAGCUGAUCUCACAUCUGGAAAUGUGUUCAUAGCUAUGCUGGCGUAUGUGGACGACUUGAUCAUCUGUGGCAACAACCUGGAGGGUAUUCAAAACUUCAAAGAUUACUUGAGAAAUUGCUUCAAGAUGAAGGAUCUAGGAGAUUUGAAGUAUUUUUUAGGUCUUGAACUCACUCGUACAAAACAGGGCAUUCUCCUCACUCAGCGCAAGUAUACAUGUGACUUGUUAGAUGAAGUCGGACUGCUAGGCGCAAAGCCCAUGGAAACCCCAAUAGAAUAUCGACUCAACCUGUCAGCAACUGAUGGGCAGCCAUUGAAGAAUGCAACCACUUAUCGCCGGUUGGUUGGUAAGCUGAUUUACCUCACAAUAACUCGUCCAGACAUUAUGUUUUCUGUCCAUGUCCUUAGUAGACACAUGCAGCAACCAACUACAACACAUCUAGACUCAGCCAUGAAGGUGUUACGAUAUCUGAAGAAAAAUCCUGGGCAAGGCUUAUUGUUUUCUCAAAACUGUAACUAUGAGUUGAAAGCGUAUUGUGAUGCCGACUGGGCAGCCUGCAGGGAUACUAGACGCUCAGUUUCAGGUUACUGCGUCUUCUUCGGUGGUAGUUUGAUUUCAUGGAAAUCAAAAAAACAGCCUACUGUGUCACGAUCAUCCGCCGAAGCAGAGUAUCGUGCCAUGGCUAAUGUUUGCUGUGAAAUCUUGUGGCUGAAGUACAUACUAGUAGAUCUCACAGUGCAACACUUAGACUCAGUCCUGGUUUUCAGUGACAGCAAGUCAGCCUUGCAGAUGGCUGCCAAUCCAGUGAAGCAUGAACGAACCAAGCAUGUGGAACUAGAUUGCCAUGUAGUGAGAGAUCUAGUGAGGCACAGAACGAUCGAGACCAGAUUUGUAUCAUCCCAGUAUCAAGUUGCUGACAUGUUCACCAAAUCCAUUAGCUUGGAUCAGUUCCUCUUCUUGAAAGGCAAACUUGGCCUUUGUGAUCCAUAUGCCCAGUUUGAGGAUGGGGUGUUAAAGACAGUUACCCUUACUAAAGAAAAGGAACAAUAA